CUCGGAGCCCAUUGAUUAUUACCAUUCCCGAACAAACCGCCCUCCCUUUUCCACUUGCCAAUAGGAGAUAUGGCUCCAGGCACGGGUCAUGGUGAAUUGGAUAACGGGUUCAGGGAGAAAAAUGCAUCUGUAACUGAAAAUGAAAGUCAUAAGGAGGAGGAAUUGGAUGAUCAGAGCCUGGCAAAGGCAGGGAAACCACCAAGAAAUCUCCCUGUUAUUAGGCAUUCUAUCAGUCAAGCAAUCUUGGCGGGCACCCCUGCUUUGGAAUUACACAAUGGACUUACUGGUCGAGUAACAAUAUCAGGUGAGAAUCCAGAAUUUUCACCUGUUUUUCGAUCAGGAAGCUGCUCUGAGAAGGGACCAAAAGAGUUUAUGGAGGAUGAGUUUAUCUGUGUCGAUAAUCUACACGAACAUGUUAGUGCGGCUUUGGAUAUCCCACCUACUGGAGCCUUUUAUGGGGUAUUUGAUGGGCACUGUGGUGUCGAUGCUGCAGCAUUUACUAAGAAGAACAUCCUUAACUUCAUUGUUGAGGAUUCAUAUUUCCCAUCUGUGGUAAAAAGGGCUAUCCGGAAUGCUUUUGUUAAAGCUGAUCAUGCACUAGCAGAUGCUAAAACUGUUGACAGAACCUCUGGCACCACUGCUUUGACUGCCCUAGUGUUAGGACGGACAAUGCUGGUUGCUAAUGCUGGGGACUCGAGAGCAGUGUUGGGAAAACGAGGAAGAGCAGUUGAACUGUCAACAGACCACAAGCCCAACUCCACCUCUGAAAAAAUUAGAAUCGAGAAACUAGGUGGGGUCAUUUAUGAUGGUUAUCUAAAUGGCCAACUAUCAGUAUCACGUUCUCUAGGAGAUUGGCACUUGAAAGGUUCCAAAGGAUCAAGUUUUCCCUUGAGCUCAGAGCCAGAGUUGAAGGAGGUGGUCUUAACGGAAGAAGACGAGUUUCUGAUAAUUGGAUGUGAUGGCUUAUGGGACGUUAUGAGCAGCCAAUGUGCUGUCACAAUCACAAGGAAGGAGCUAAUGCUGCACAAUGAUCCUGAGAGGUGCUCUAAGGAGCUCGUCAGGGAGGCACUCAAGCGCAAUUCAUGUGAUAAUCUAACUGUUCUUGUGGUGUGCUUCUCUCCUGAUCCACCCCCUCGUAUUGAAAUUCCUAAAACGCAAAGAAGGCGGAGCAUAUCAGCUGAAGGUUUGGAUCUUUUAAAGGGUGUCCUCAGCAGCAAUGUAUGAGAAAGCAAUCGUCAAAUGCUAGAUUAUUUUUGGACAGGGAUUCAAAACCAUUAUUGUGGGGUUUUUCUGAAUGUCAACUGCUGCCCCUCAGUUUGAGUCUGGCUGAAAUUUGCGACGUUCGUGAAAACAAGAGCCUCUGCAUCUGAGAGUUUUUAGUGCCAUUGUGGCAUUUAAGAGUCAUCUUCAAACAUCCAGCGGGAGUUUUUUUUUUUUUUUUUGGCUUUUGUAAUUGUAGCUCUUGUCAAUAUUAGCCUCGGCAUCCCGGGCUUCCUAGCAAACGGUAAUUGCUGACUAGCUCUCUCCAUGUAUCUUGGAGAAUCAUGGGACUUAAGCUCUCUGUGUUGGACCAUGUUUAAAAAACAGGGGCCCAAGAAAGAGAAAUUUUGCUAGUUCAAUACUUCAAUUGUACAUGACAACGCAAAGCAUACACAUUUGUGUAUAAAAUGUACAUUUUCGUUUGAAAAUAUGUUUAUGAAUGUACAACAGGUCUUGAACAUUGAAGUAGUAUUUUUGUAAUGUUAUAUAAAGGUUGGGUCAAGGU
Molecule: messenger RNA, 1765 nt
Organism: Coffea eugenioides
Lineage: Eukaryota; Viridiplantae; Streptophyta; Magnoliopsida; Gentianales; Rubiaceae
Product: probable protein phosphatase 2C 47
Exons: 5
Coding region: 70-1224 (384 amino acids)
Biological process (GO): protein dephosphorylation
Molecular function (GO): protein serine/threonine phosphatase activity
Source: RefSeq, a predicted model, not a curated record